Molecule: messenger RNA, 835 nt
Organism: Juglans regia (Persian walnut)
Lineage: Eukaryota; Viridiplantae; Streptophyta; Magnoliopsida; Fagales; Juglandaceae
Exons: 7
Coding region: 117-464 (115 amino acids)
Source: RefSeq, a predicted model, not a curated record
UUCGCCGAACAUUAUUAAUCAUGUUUCACUGCUAAAUGCCGGUCGAUCUUGGUUUUCAUCUAAUUAAUUGAUUCCGUUGACCAUCUUGGCAUCUUUGCUCUUGGUUUGCACUUUUGAUGCGGAUCAUCGAGGAGGAAGAAAUUAAAGUGAGUAUACCACUCCCAACUCUGUUUCUGUGGAUCAUCGAGGAGGAAAAAAUUAAAGUGAGUAUACCACUCCCAACUCUGUUUCUGUGGAUCAUCGAGGAGGAAAAAAUUAAAGUGAGUAUACCACUCCCAACUCUGUUUCUGUGGAUCAUCGAGGAGGAAAAAAUUAAAGUGAGUAUACCACUCCCAACUCUGUUUCUGUGGAUCAUCGAGGAGGAAAAAAUUAAAGUGAGUAUACCACUCCCAACUCUGUUUCUGUGGAUCAUCGAGGAGGAAAAAAUUAAAGUGAGCACAGAGCUUGACUGGAUCAGGGCCUAACGAAGAAAGUGACGCAUUUGUGAAAGAGUAACCGAGAGUGGUUGAUCAUCCUUUCUCUGUUCCUGCCUUUUGCCAUAUUGAUAAUUGCCAUUUCUUUUCUUUUCUUUUUCUUUUUUCUGGUUUUUGGUGAAAGGCUUUCUCAAUGCGUUCUUGGGUUGUUGUUCUACUUCCGUGAUUCAUUUUAGUACUGAUCCGUCUUUAUUGCAGUAUACCACUCCCAACUCUGUUUCUAGUCUGGUCUCAAAACCCCGCCCACCUAGUUUUCAUUUCUCUUUGCUUAAUUUGGUUUCCAACUUCAUCCUAUUGACUCUUUACUCCAGCCUCUAGUCUAUCAAUGUCCUAAGGAGAGAUACUCGAACUUAUUUCUUUGU